AUGGCCGAAACAAAUGAUACAUCAAUCCCCUUCGAAGCUCUCCCACUCGACCCCCACGGCCCUCGGGGAAAUGCCUGGGGUCGAUUUGGCAAAGAUGACCAGCUGGGAACACUGAAUCUGCUCACACCCCAGCGAGUAGUGAAAGCGGCGACAGAGAUCCGUACAGGUGUCCGCAUCUCCCUCGACUGGCCGCUGAGCAUGCCUUCGCAUCCCAGCUUCAAUCGCGAUCCAUUCAAGCAGGAGAUUGUGCUUCGGACUCCGAAUUGUAUCUUUGAUGAUAUCUUGACCUUUAACAGCCAGGGAUCUACCCAAUGGGAUGGAUUCAGGCAUUAUGCGAACCAGCAGUCGCGACAGUUCUACAACGGACAUACCGCUGAAGAAAUCCAACACUCGGAUACUAUUGGUAUUCACUCCAUCUGUGAACACGGCGGUAUCACAGGCCGCGGCAUCCUCCUCGACUACGCAGAGUGGGCUUCUCAAAAUUCAAUCUCUGUCUCAGCCCUCACCUCUGAAGCCAUCACGCUAGAGAAUCUGCAAAAAGCCGCACAGCACUACAACCUCGACUUCCAAACGGGUGACAUCCUCUUCAUCCGUAGUGGUUUCACGGAAGCCUAUAACAAACUAAAUGACGAUCAACGCAAAGAGCUGGCACUCCGCCCAUCGCCGGAUUUCAGUGGCGUUGAGGCAACGGAGGAGAUGGUGCGCUGGCUAUGGGAGAAGCAAUUUGCUGCUGUGGCGGGGGAUGCGCCUAGUUUUGAACGGGCGCCUAUUCGAGGUGCCCAUGCUGAUAAGGGAUUCAAUCUGCAUGAGUGGGUUCUGGCGGGUUGGGGGACUCCCAUUGGGGAAAUGUUUGAUCUGGAGGGGUUGUCUAGGCACUGCCAGGCGGCUGGGCGGUAUAGUUUCUUCUUGUCGAGUAUGCCUCUUAAGGUUGUUGGUGGUGUUGCUAGUCCGCCUAAUGCUUUUGCUAUAUUCUAA
This is a messenger RNA of Penicillium nucicola, 975 nucleotides long. RefSeq lists its product as uncharacterized. Gene Ontology annotation, molecular function: arylformamidase activity. Lineage: Eukaryota; Fungi; Ascomycota; Eurotiomycetes; Eurotiales; Aspergillaceae. The record is from RefSeq and is a predicted model, not a curated record. The transcript has 4 exons. The coding region runs from base 1 to 975 and encodes 324 amino acids.